Molecule: messenger RNA, 4920 nt
Organism: Menidia menidia (Atlantic silverside)
Lineage: Eukaryota; Metazoa; Chordata; Actinopteri; Atheriniformes; Atherinopsidae
Source: the annotation of a GenBank genome assembly
UUUCCUGUUGACAAGAGACUCGACAUCAAAACAAAUUUUUAAAGGAAAAUCUAAAAUGGAGGACGAUUUAUUAAACUUUAUGCAACGAUUGUAAUUUAUUAUACUUCAAAGUAGCUUCAACAGGAUCAGAGGUUACAAAUUAAAAGGCCAAAGUGCAGCGGAACUGUUGAUGUAUUCCUCGAAUGUGUUACCGGUUUGUUUUGGCAGUUGCGCAUCCUAUGGCGCAUUCAUUCCAGUCCCUGUUAGCAUUAGCUUUAUCACGUAGCAUUCCUGGAGCAGGAAACCGAUCCAUUGUGUGAUGUUUGGGUGAAAAUAUACUCUUGAAGCUGCAAACAUGGCGCUUUCGAUGGAAACGCAGCUGCAGAGCAUCUUCGAAGAUGUUGUGAAAACAGAGCUGAUAGAAGAGGCCUUUGCAGGAAUGUUCAUGGACACUCCUGAGGAUGAGAGGACUAAACUUAUCAGCUGUCUUGGAGCUUUCAGACAGUACUGGGGAACACUUCCACAGGAUUCUCAUGAGCAGUGUGUGCAGUGGAUCGUUCGCUUUAUACACAGCCAGCAUAGUCCCAAAAGGAUCUCCUUCCUAUAUGAUUGUCUAGCAAUGGCUGUGGAGACCAGCCUGUUACCGCCAAGGAUGGUGUGUGUUGCUCUGAUCAGCUCAGACAGUUUGGAGUGGGAAAGGACUCAGCUGUGGGCUUUAACAUUCAAACUGAUCCGCAAAAUCAUCGGAGGUGUCGACUACAAGGGUGUUCGCGAUCUGCUGAAAGCCGUACUGGAUAAAAUACAAACCAUCCCUACGACUGUCAGCUCGGCUAUAGUUCAGCAGCUUUUUGCAGCCAGAGAGGUGGUGGAAUAUAUCCUGGACAGAAAGGCCUGCCUUCUGCCGGCCUAUUUUGCUGUCACCGAAAUCAGAAAACUUUAUCCGGAGGGACAGCUGUCUCACUGGCUUUUAGGCAGUUUAAUAUCCGACUUUGUGGACAGCUUUAGACCAACUGCGAGAAUCAACUCUAUAUGCGGGCGAUGUAGUUUGUUACCAGUGGUGAACAACAGCGGGGCAAUCUGCAACUCCUGGAAAUUAGAUCCCACAACUCUCCGCUUUCCCCUGAGGGGCAUGUUGCCUUUUGACAAGGACCUGUUUGAGCCUCAGACCGGCUUGCUCCGUUACGUGCUAGAACAGCCCUACUCAAGGGAGAUGGUGUGCAACAUGUUGGGACUCAACAAACAGCAAAAGCAGCGCUGCCCGGUGUUAGAGGAGCAGCUGGUGGACCUGGUGGUGUACGCCAUGGAGCGCUCUGAGACCGAGGAACAUUUCGACGCCGACAUCGGAGGAACUAGCCAGUUACUGUGGCAGCACCUCUCCUCCCAGCUCAUCUUCUUUGUGUUGUUUCAGUUUGCCAGUUUUCCCCACAUGGUGCUAUCAUUACAUCAAAAGCUUGCAGGUAGAGGUCUAAUUAAAGGGAGAGAUCACCUCAUGUGGGUCCUGCUGCAGUUCAUUUCAGGGAGCAUUCAGAAGAAUGCCCUGGCUGACUUUUUGCCAGUGAUGAAGCUUUUUGACCUGCUUUAUCCAGAAAAGGAGUGCAUCCAGGUGCCUGACAUUAACAAGCCUCAAUCGACACACUCUUUUGCCAUGACAUGCAUUUGGAUCCACCUGAACCGCAAAGCUCAGAACGACAACUCCAAACUCCAGAUACCCAUACCACACUCUCUGAAACUUCACCACGAGUUUCUCCAACAGUCGCUUCGUAACAAGUCCCUGGGCAUGUCCGAUUAUAAGAUCGCCCUGCUGUGUAACGCCUACAGCACCAACUCCGAGUGCUUUACUCUACCAAUGGGUGUCCUGGUUGAGACUAUUUAUGGCAACGGCUCAAUGCGCAUCAACCUGCCUGGCACCAGCUGCAUGGCUUCGGGAUCAGUCACUCCGCUGCCCAUGAAUCUGCUGGAUUCACUCACAGUGCAUGCAAAGAUGAGUCUGAUCCACAGCAUCGCAACCCGCGUUAUAAAGCUGGCUCACGCCAAGUCCAGCCUCGCCCUGGCCCCGGCACUGGUAGAGACCUACAGCAGACUGCUGGUCUACAUGGAGAUCGAGUCACUAGGCAUCAAAGGGUUCAUCAGCCAGUUGUUGCCCAACGUGUUCAAAUCUCAUGCGUGGGGAAUCCUUCACACUUUACUGGAGAUGUUCAGCUACAGGAUGCACCACAUCCAGCCACACUACAGAGUCCAGCUACUGAGUCAUCUGCACAGCCUGGCUGCCGUGCCACUCACCAACCAGAACCAACUGCAUCUGUGCGUGGAGAGCACAGCUCUGCGGUUGAUCACAGCUUUGGGCAGUUCAGAGGUGCAGCCACAGUUCACCCGCUACCUCAACGACCCAAAGACUGUUCUGUCUGCCGAGUCCGAGGAGCUGAACCGCGCCUUGAUCCUCACACUGGCCAGAGCCACACACGUCACAGACUUUUUCACAGGGUCCGACUCCAUCCAUGGCACUUGGUGUAAAGACAUCCUCCAGACCAUAAUGAACUUCACCCCUCACAACUGGGCCUCACACACACUGUCCUGCUUCCCUGCUCCACUACAGGCGUUCUUCAAGCAGAACAACGUUCCUCAGGAGUCCCGUUUCAACCUGAAAAAGAAUGUGGAAGAGGAGUACAGAAAGUGGAAGUCGAUGGCCAACGAAAAUGACAUCAUCACCCACUUCUCCAUGCAGGGCUCUCCUCCUCUUUUCCUCUGUUUGCUGUGGAAAAUGCUGCUGGAGACAGACCACAUCAACCAGAUAGGCUUCAGGGUCCUUGAACGUAUUGGAGCUCGUGCACUGGUGGCUCAUGUACGAACAUUUGCAGACUUCCUCGUCUACGAAUUCUCAACAUCAGCCGGCGGACAGCAGCUCAACAAGUGCAUCGAAAUACUUAAUGACAUGGUCUGGAAAUACAACAUAGUCACUUUGGACAGACUCAUCUUGUGCCUGGCAAUGCGUAGCCACGAAGGAAAUGAGGCCCAGGUUUGCUACUUCAUAAUCCAGCUCCUCCUGUUGAAGCCCAACGACUUCAGGAACCGAGUCAGCGACUUUGUCAAAGACAACGCUCCUGAGCACUGGCUGCAGAGUGACUGGCACAACAAGCACAUGAACUACCACAAGAAAUACCCAGAGAAGUUGUACUUUGAGGGUCUUGCAGACCAAGUCAACCCCCCCAUGCAGCUCCAGCCUCAGUACCUGCCCAUUUACUUUGGCAACGUGUGCCUGCGCUUCUUACCCGUCUUUGACAUCGUCAUCCACCGCUUUCUGGAGCUUCUCCCUGUCUCCAAAUCCCUGGAAACGCUUCUGGACCAUCUGGGAGGACUCUACAAAUUCCACGACCGCCCGGUGACCUACCUGUACAACACACUUCACUACUAUGAGCGACACCUGAGAGACAGAACCAGCCUGAAGAGGAAACUUGUCCAUGCCAUCAUGUCCUCACUGAAGGAAAACCGGACUCCAGGUUGGUGUCUGAGUGAAACCUAUUUGAAGUUUGGCAUGAACCCCAGAGAGGACAACGUGUGGAUCCCAGAUGACACCUACUACUGCAAGCUGAUUGGGCGCCUCGUGGACACCAUGGCGGGUAAAUCACCUGGUCCCUUCCCCAACUGCGACUGGAGGUUCAACGAGUUCCCCAACCCUGCAGCUCACGCGCUGCACGUCACCUGCGUGGAGCUGAUGGCUCUGGCCGUGCCAGGAAAAGACGUCGGCAACGCUUUGCUCAACGUUGUGCUGAAGAGUCAGCCUCUGGUCCCCAGAGAGAACAUCACAGCUUGGAUGAAUGCGAUUGGACUUGUGAUCACUGCACUUCCGGAGCCCUACUGGAUCGUCCUCCACGACCGGAUCGUGUCUGUGAUCAGCUCACCGGCACUGACGUCAGAGACGGAGUGGGCGGGUUACCCUUUUGCCUUGCUGGACUUUACGGCCUGCCACCAAAGUUACAGCGAAAUGAACUGCAGCUACGUGCUAGCAUUAGCACACGCUGUAUGGCACCACUCGUCCAUCGGACAGCUGUCUCUGAUUCCCAAAUUCCUGUCAGAGACUCUGAAGCCCGUCGUUCAGACAGAGUUCCAGUUACUUUACGUGUAUCACCUGGUGGGGCCGUUUCUGCAGCGCUUCCAGCAAGAGAGGACACGGUGCAUGCUGGAGAUUGGCGUGGCCUUCUAUGAGAUGCUGCAGGCUGUUGACCAACACUGCCAACAUCUCAGCUACAUGGACCCGAUCUGCGAUUUCCUGUAUCACAUUAAAUACAUGUACACCGGAGACAGUGUGAAAGAUCAGGUGGAGAAAAUCAUCAUGACUUUGCGUCCAUCCAUGAAGCUUCGUCUACGCUUCAUCACACACAGCAGCAUGACCGAGACCUCGUCAUCAGCUGCCACCGCCGCCUCCACAUCCUCCUCUUCCUCCUCAGGCACCCCUCAGCCCCCACCCCCCUCGCUCUCCUCAAACGCCGCCGCCUCUCCCUCCCCCUCAUCCUCGCAGCACGCACACACAGCCAUGUAGACACGAAAACAGGUGCGAUCAGGACGGCGGGCUUAAAGGCUCAAAAUCGCUGGCAAAUGUUCAGUUUGUCAGCCGUUUGAAACAUCAGAAGGAAAUUCAACAGGUCACAUCUUUCUAAACGAGAAGCCUGGGAGUUUAAUUUAAAAAAAAGGAAAAAGGUUUUUUGUGUCUAAAAAUGAUGUUUGAUAAACUUCUUAGGUGUAUUUUGGUGUGUGUUUUUUUUACACAUUUUUUAUUAUGUACAUUACAUUCGUUUUAUAAUAAACUGGACAACAACAAUAAUAAAAAACUUAACUACAAACUGUACAUGUCUGUGAUCAAAUGGUUAAAGAGCAGCAUUUCUUCAAAAUAAACUAUUCCACAGCAUUUAUCUGUUCUGAUGGAAUUUUAUUGAUUUCUUCACUGUU